UUAUGAUGAAGAGAAACAGAAAUAUUUCUCUGACCUAUUCUGUGUUUAACCUCAACUGGCCUGAGCCUACAGGUGGAGCUCCACGAUGUCUUCUCCUGUAAUUGGUAUGCCAGCGGCACCUCUGGCUAAAAAGAAAGCAAGAUCUAAGAAGAAAUUAGACCCUUCUGUGUCUGACCUGAUCCUGAAGGUUGUAUCUGCCUCUUCACAGCGUAGUGGUGUGUCCCUGGCCGCCGUAAAGAAGGCUCUUAAAGCUGGAGGAUAUGAUGUGGUGAAGAACAAAGCAAGAAUUGCCGUCGCCAUAAAGCGUCUGGUGAGCAAGAAAGUUUUGCUGCGGGCCAAAGGCUCCUUAAAGGUUAACAAAAAGCCUCCUAAACCCAGAAAGAGAAAGGUGGUGAAGAAGAAGAAGACAAAGGCCAAGAAGAAGAAGGUCACCAAAAAAGCAGUUAAAAAGUCACCAAAGAAGAAGAGGAAGGCCAAGAGCCCCAAGAAAGCCAAAAAACCUGCUGCAGCCAAAAAAGCCAAGAAGCCAAAAAGCCCCAAGAAGGUGAAGAGGGCCAAACCUAAAAGGACCAAGGCUGCAUCCAAGAAGUGAGGAGUCCAUGGAACCAAAAGGCACUUUUUCUGGACUUUCACUUUGUGUGGACUAAGAUGAAAUCAACAAAACUAAGUUUGCUUUACUGAACUUGCAUCUUUCUUCCAUCUUUCAUUUUGUUCUCUUUUAAAUCUUAUUUUCCAUGGUCUGACAUAGACUGAAAUGCAUUGUUUGAAAUAAUAAAGUCAUUUUGAUUUAA
Messenger RNA from Girardinichthys multiradiatus, 791 nucleotides. Its product is annotated as protamine-like protein. The transcript has a single exon. Bases 86 to 592 code for a protein of 168 amino acids. Gene Ontology annotation, biological process: nucleosome assembly. Lineage: Eukaryota; Metazoa; Chordata; Actinopteri; Cyprinodontiformes; Goodeidae. The record is from RefSeq and is a predicted model, not a curated record. Gene Ontology annotation, molecular function: structural constituent of chromatin; DNA binding. Gene Ontology annotation, cellular component: nucleosome.